Messenger RNA from Raphanus sativus (radish), 7831 nucleotides. Its product is annotated as UDP-glycosyltransferase 90A2. Gene Ontology annotation, molecular function: UDP-glycosyltransferase activity. The coding region runs from base 6330 to 7730 and encodes 466 amino acids. Lineage: Eukaryota; Viridiplantae; Streptophyta; Magnoliopsida; Brassicales; Brassicaceae. The record is from RefSeq and is a predicted model, not a curated record. The transcript has 3 exons.
AGCGGAUGGCGAGCUCUGGAGCUUCUAGGGCUAGACAACGAGAAAGCCUCCGUCGAGUUACAGAGGUUGAAAGUCGAUAUGAUCAUCACCGAUUACUGUAUGCCUGGAAUGACCGGUUACGAGCUUCUCAAGAAGAUUAAGCUUAUGAUGUUGGACCAUUGCAUGGUCAUCCCUGGAGAAUGGAUCUCCGUCGUCUCGCUUUGAGAGUUCGUCGGCACUGCACACAUAUAUAUUUUGUACAUAUGUACAUCAGUUAAUGUUCACAUGGACACCAACGUGACGCACAUCUGUACACCGGUUUAUUUUCCACUACUUGCAUGUGAGGGGGGAGUCGAAGUUGUGUUCUAGUUUGCUGUAAUGAAUACCAGUUUACGUUUACGUUUUCAAAACCUCCAUGUUCCUAUGCUUAGUGUACACAUGUAGAAGAUCAUACAGGUGUGCAGAUGAAUCAAUGUGAAUAUUGAUACAUGGAAUAUUUUUAUGGUUGGGGGGGGGACUGUAUGCUGGUACCUUUUUUAAUUACACAUGUGUACAAUAACAUAUAAAGGCGUACUACAAACGGACACACAUGUGGAUAUUAAGGCGGAGUACAUGUGUACAACAACCGUGUCCAUAUGUAUAUUUAGUUCACAUGGACACCGUUAGUGUACACUUGUACUCUAUACUGAAGUACACAUGUACAUCGGACUAUUUUCCAUAAAAACACGUGUAUGCAUUAGUUCCCAUGUUCCAAAGCAUCCACAAUGUACAUCCAUGCCUCUGCCAGUGUGUACACAACAUAGAGAUGUCCAUGUGUACAAUAAAUAUCACGGUGUCCAUUCAUAACUAUUAUCUUUGUACAUCCGUGCCUCUGCUCGUGUGUACACUAAAAGGCAAUGUUCAUGCGUACAAUAAAGUCAUAUGUCCAUACUUAAACAAAUUAUUUACCGAACAUAGGAACACGUGGACAUGUCGAGCCAAGAUCGUAUCCAUGGGGUUACUCAAUAUACUCGUGUACACGAACAUGCUGUACAUAAAAACAAAAAUGAAACAUGGAAUUUGUUUACUUUAUCCGAAUGAAUCAUAAUUUAACAAGAACAUGAUGUAUAUCUCCAACUCUAUCCGAAAGAAUCAAAAUUUAAAUAAUUAAGAAAAUUUAGACUUUACAUUGAAUUAUCCUAUUGCAUAAAUUUUGUGUACACAUAUUCACCAUUUGAACAUACAAUGUUGAAACUUAUAAAUCUAUGUUACAAAUUCAUAAAUGUCUAAUUGAAUGUUGCACCAUGAUAAAAUAUACACGUCGAUACUGGUAAACAAAUGUACAUGUAGAUAUGUUCAUUGUUGAGCUACUUAUAAUAUUUCAAGAUGUAAUGGUUAUAAAAAAAAUUCUACAUUUGUAAAGCCACAUUUGUUAUCUUUUUGAAAUAUCCACCAUACUAGUUUCAUGUGGACAACUAUAUCAGAGUGUAUAUGUGUACAAGAUAUAUCUGAAUGUACAAUCUUUUUCUUGAUUAGUCAUAUCUUUUUAAAUAUGUCCUCCUUACACGAUGUAUCCAUCAGAGUGUACAUGUGUACAUUAUCAUCAAAGUGUAUAUGUGUAUACUAUGUAUCCAAAACAAAAUUAUACAAAAACUGAAGGAUUAAAUGUGUAAAAAAACAAAAUUGGCCAUUGUUGCUCGAGUUUCAUUUUGUGCCCAUGUACUGCUAGUCAGAAUUGAACCAGUGACAAUGAGGUGAGACUUUAGACAAAGAUGACAGUGAAGCUUUAUUCUUUACCUCCGACGUAGAAGAAGGAACACGACGAAGAAGAUGAUGUUACUGGUAGUCACUCAUCGGAUUCUUCCACCGCUAGUGGCUCUGCAAGUAAACAUAGAGUUUUUUUUCCUACAAAAACACAAUAAAACAAAAGAAAUCAAAGCAUUUACCGUAGACAUUUCCUGCGUUCUGUUUAGUGCGUCUCUCACCACCAAAAGAUUUUCUACAGUGGAGUACAUGUUCACCUUCUCGCUUGGAAACCGGUCCAUCGCAAAUAGCCCCUCUGGUAACCCUUCUUUAACAUCAUCAACCUCCAUCGUUUCUGCCCCUAAAAAAACCCAGAAACAUCAAAUACAUACUCCCUUAAGAUCUACAUCAAGCACACAAAUGUCGGAACAUUCACUGCCGUUCUUCUCUUUCCCAUGCCGUUUGCAUCUCCUCGACAUCCUUCUCCGAACAAUUUUCUAAGAUUUUCUUUCGUCGAAAUUCACCGUCGCUUCACUUCUUCUUCCUCACUUUCUAAGUUUCUCUGUUUUGUCUCGGUGCUAGUUACGAAACAAACAAAAAAAGAUUUUUCAAGUUUGCUUUAUUUAAUGAAAAAGGUUAAGUUUCACCUCGGGCCCACCAUUAAUUUUUGAACUUCAAACCAAAACCAAUUAAAAUCCAUCUAACUAAAACUCAAAUCACCAGUUACGCUUUUAGGAGGUCAAAUUGGGUCUUUUCAUCCAAAAACUACCUCAGUAGUGGAAACUGUCUCACAAUGUAAAUAAAAACUGUAAACUGUCCCUGGGUGUAAAUGACUCUUUUUUUUUCUCUUGUUUCUAAAAACUUUUCGCAUUUCCUAUAAUUAUUUUGAUUAUAUUAUGCAAUCGAACCUCACCAUUUAUUAUGGUGACCAAACUCGAACAUGCGUCUUAAGAGGCAAAUGUCUUCUUGUGUUCUACAUAUCGCAGAACUUUUAUACGACGGCCGUCUAACAGCACGUGCAAAUGGUGCAGUUGAACAUGGACCAAAUCAAUUUUUUUUCAAAAAUUAAGAUUUUUCAAAAAUAAAUAUAUAAAUUAUAAUAAAAAACUUUAGUUUUUCAUACAUUAUACUGGAUUUAGAGUUUAUAAUUUCAAAAAUACAUUAAAUAUAUAUAAAUAAAGUUUGUAGUUUUUUUAAAAUUACUCGAUUGCAUUGUUAAAUAUACCGUUAAUAAUUUUUUGAACAUGGUCUAUAAAUAAUUCGAGACGGCCCUAUUUUAUACGUAUCUAAAGUUCAAAAAAAAAACUUUUAUACGUAUCUUGCUGAACUUGACAAGUGCUAUCUAUGCAUGCACAUGCAGAUAUUUGCUGUAGAUAGCUAAGUUUCAAAAUGACCAAGUUUUGAGAUUCGCUAUCACAAUGCAGUGUGUCAACAUCAAUUGUUAGAGCAGACUUUGAGUUUAGUUUUACAAGUCUAUUACAAAAAAUUAAUUAGACUAAAACGCUAUAUUUGACCAAAAAAAAAGUUCUGUAAAACGCCGUAUCUUAUAUCAAUAACUUCGCUAUAUCUAAAAAUUCAAUAAACAACUAAUGCUUUUUUCUUCCAAAUUCAGUAAACAAAGAGUAAAUGCUUUUUAAUAACGUCUGAAUAAGUUGCAUGAACAGUUACUGUUGAGACUUGGCACUUGAAAGCAUUAACAGUUAUCUGUAUUAGUUUUGUAUCACAAGCGGAUUCUUUAAUGAUUUUUUGAUAAUCUAACUUAAGAACAAACUAUUAGUAUGCAAAGAAGUGGAUGAUGCAUCAUUAAUAUUAUCCAUGUGUAGAUGUGUAGAGAGUAAGCAAGAAAAAUAGAAAAUACAAAACUGGAAAUGGGCAUCUCUUAUUCCCCUCCCUCUAGGGAAUAUGAUCUCCAUAAAUAGUAGUCUUUAUAGAUUCGUUGUUUCUGACACUCAUUUUGGUGUAGAUUGUGUUUUUACAACUCCAUUAGGAUCCGAGUAUGAUUUUCACAUGAAUACGGUAUAUAAAAGGUAAAUUUGUUAGAAAAGUUAUUUUCAACUUUAAAAUAUAGGAUCAUAUUAGCAAUUUAGCGUUGAUCAAAAAAAAAAAGCAAUUUAGCAGAACCUCCUGUACCAGUGUUAAUGACACAGCCAACCACAUUUUAGAUGCAAUGUAUAUGUACCAACAAAAACAUUAAUUAUUGUCGACAGCAAAAUCAACCCCUAAGGAUACUCCUCACGUUUGGCGAACUUUUUAAUAUUGCAAUAGAAUUAAAUUAACAAAAUAUACAUUGGGUUGCGUUGUGGCCUUUCAUGUGGGGGAAUGAGACUAUUUUCUUUUUGUCAUCUUCGGCUACUGUAGUGUCCCGAUCGCUGCUGCAUGUGCAUUGUGCGAUGCGUCUUUCACGUUUCUAUGCUUUAACUCUUGGCAGGUAGAUUUUACUUUUGUCCGAUGGCUAGGAUAGUUUUUUUUAAGAGGAUGGCUAAGAUAGUUUGCUAUUUAAUAUGUUGUAUACAUAUUUAAUUUUUUAAACAAAAUUCUACCUUAACACAAAAAUAUUCAGAGGAGAUUAUUCAAACUCGUAAUCUUGAAUAUUCUCAUUAUUUGGGUGACCAACCAUUAUCCUAGUUAGUCAUAUAAGACCAUCACAAAUAAUACUAUUGUUAAAGGCAAACGCAUCUUAGUUUGUAAUUGUAAUAGUAAGAUUUCAAACUGCACCUAUAGUCACACAUUGGUAUAAUAUUUUUUUCCGAUGGCUAUGUAUAUUAUUGGUAAUAUAUUAUAAUUUUUUUUGCUGGAAAAAGCAACUCUAAGUUUUAAACUAAUUACUAAAACUAUGUGCAGUUAACUAUAUGAUCAUAUUCAUAUCUAUAACUACAGAAAUUUGAUCUUGUUUAGAACUGUUAAAGCUAUAUCACUAGUGUACCAUGUUUGUUGAUUUAUGUUUUCUUCUCUUCCAAAGUUGUUACAUAUUCUUGAUAACCCAACUAAUGAGUACUGUUUUCUAGAUUCAAAAAUCACGACCAGAACCAAUGAAUAGGCACAAAAUAAAAACUGAAUCAAAGAGCUAUCUUGGUCAAAUUUUGAUUUACCAUGCUGCAGUGAAUUAUUGAACACGUUUAAUUUGUUUUGAAAACGUAGCGUUAAAAUGAACAUCAGCGGGCAUUUGGUCUAGUGGUAUGAUUCUCGCUUAGGGUGCGAGAGGUCCCGAGUUCAAUUCUCGGAAUGCCCCUUUUUUAUUUAAUUUCAACUGUAACUUCCACCAGCCGUCUCAUGAUGAAGUUAUAGAAGAGUGUAUGAUGAAUGUUUACUUUCUCUGGCUUUCUUUACUUCAUAUAGACGCUUUGCAUUCGAUACAUGUCAUCUUACAUUCUCAGACAAAGAUUUAGUUGUUGAGAGUUUGAUUUUUGAGGAGGUACCAAAGGAGAUCAGUAGUUAUAUAGCGAGUUUUUUUUCCUUACAUUCUCAGACAGUCUCUAAAUAGUGCCCAAUGUUUAGGCAUUGCAUUCUGAAGUGAGGAGUAUAGAGAUGACUUUACUGCGGAUUAAGGAAUCUGACAUUCCGUCCUUGGAUAGUAGUCUAGUGAAUUUCAAAUGAACAAAUUGUGACUUCAAAGUCUUCUUUCACCAUCUUGAUAUGACAGGACACAAGGGCUGCCAAUUAAAGAAACAAGGGAACAUUCCAGGUCUAUGAAAUCACUUGGAACAUUUUUAAUCCGUACUGGUCAAAGGGCGGAUAGUUUGCAUACAAUGAACAGAACAUGAUGUUGCCCAAAAAAAAAAAGAACAGAACAUGAUAUUAGUGAAUCUCUACUCUUUGUGGUUCCAUUUGAGACGACCAGAGAGGCUCUUCCGUCUCAGUUUGAAUAAAUAAUAGUUCCGGAUCAAAGCUCAUUUAUCUCUGAUUGGCUAACUAGGUACAAUGAUACAGUUGACAUAACAGAGGAGCUUGCAUUGAAGCUCCUAUUAUGGGUUCUUGCUUACAUGUCACUGAUAGAAGUGAACGCCAAAAAUAAUAACAUCAUCACCAGGUUCUUUACCAUUUUCCAGAAUCGACUUCUUCACAAUAUGAGUCAUCAGCUAGUUGUACUAUGCAUUUUCCUCAAUCGAUCUUAGAUCUUUGAAGUAGCACUCAUGUUCUGAUGAAUAUUAUCGUAAUAUCAUAGCUUAUUCAUUUACUCAGCGGCGAAGUAAUUCAAAAAAUUUAACCGUAAGUGAAUAUAAUCGUCAGGGUUUUGCAGGACAAGUGCAAAGAGUUGAUGAACCAGUCUGAUUCAGAAAACUCAACAAACCGUGUAUAGCAAGUAAAGUGCCAAAGACAACAAUCGUCUGUCAAACUGCUAUUUUUUUAAUAUCAGUAAUUAGUUAUUCGCAGAUUGCUAAAUGAAAUGUUUCAUCAAUUUUUGGUCACGGAGAGAUAAUCCUAGGCCCUAGCCACUAGCCACUAGCCACUAGGCACACGUCUCAAUAGACAUUUUAAGUCUUUAUUUAUUAUACAUAGAGACAGGUACGAGAAGGGGUUGGGAAGCCUAUGCACAGAUCUGAGAUCUCAACGGACAUGAAAGUCUUUGUUUAUACAUAGAGACACAUUAUAAGAAACAGAGAAGUCUUUCCACAGAUCUCAUUUCUCAAAUGGAGUCAGAAAAAGUUCACGUGGUUUUGUUCCCAUACAUGUCCAAAGGGCACAUGAUACCUAUGCUCCAGCUAGCCCGUCUCCUCCUCUCCCACUCCUUCGCCAGAGACAUCUCCGUCACCGUCUUCACCACUCCUUUAAACCGUCCUUUCUUCGCCGACUCACUCUCCGGCACCAAAGCAACCAUCAUCGCCCUUCCUUUCCCCAAGAACGUUCCAGAGAUCCCACCCGGCGUGGAAUGCACCGACAGACUUCCGGCUAUCUCCUCCCUCCACGUGCCUUUCACGAGAGCCACCGAGUCAAUGCAACCCGACUUCGAGCGAGAGCUCGCGUCGCUGCCACGCGUCAGUUUCAUGGUCUCUGACGGUUUCUUGUGGUGGACGCUAGAGUCGGCUCUGAAGCUAGGGUUUCCUCGGCUUGUUUUCUUGGGUAUGAACUGCGCUUCCCCCUGUAUACUGGACAGUGUCUUUGAAAACCAGCUUCUGUCUAAGGUUAAGUCCGAGACGGAGGCGGUUGCCGUACCGGAGUUUCCGUGGAUUAAGGUUAGAAAAUGUGAUUUCGUUGAAGAUAUGUCUGAUGCGAAAGCCGCCACGGAUCCUGGAUUCAAGCUUAUCAUAGAUCAAGUCACGUCUAUGAGUAAAAGUCAAGGUAUCAUAUUCAACACGUUCGAUGACCUUGAGCCGGUGUUUAUAGAUUUCUAUAAGCGUAAUCGCGAGCUCAAGCCAUGGACACUUGGACCACUUUGUCUUGCCAAAAACUCCUUGGAAGAUGAGGGAGCAGAGACGGUCAAAUCUGUUUGGAUGAAAUGGCUAGAUGAAAAGCGAGACAAGGGAUGCAAUGUUCUCUACGUGGCUUUUGGGUCACAAGCCGAGAUCUCGAGAGAAAAAUUAGAGGAGAUUGCGUUAGGGUUGGAAGAAUCAAAGGUGAACUUUCUUUGGGUGUUGAAAGGAAACGAAAUAGGGAAAGGGUUUGAAGAGAGAGUGGGAGAGAGAGGAAUGGUGGUGAGAGAUGAAUGGGUUGAUCAGAGGAAGAUACUAGAGCACGAGAGCGUUAGAGGGUUCUUGAGCCACUGUGGGUGGAACUCUCUGAUGGAGAGCAUUUGCGCUGAGGUUCCAAUCUUGGCGUUUCCAGUAGCAGCGGAGCAACCUUUGAAUGCGAUGCUGGCGGUGGAAGAGCUGAGAGUGGCGGAGAGAGUGGUGGCGGCGAGUGAUGGUGUUGUGAGAAGAGGAGAGGUUGCAGAGAAAGUGAAGGAGUUGAUGGAGGGAGAGAAAGGGAAAGAGCUGAGGAGGAAUGUUGAAGCAUAUAGUAAGAUGGCGAAGAAGGCUUUGGAGGAAGGUGUUGGUUCUUCUUGGAAGAAUUUAGACAACCUAAUCAACGAGUUUUGUAAUAAUGGAACAUGAUGUUAAACCAUGAUAUAAAGUGAUUAUUACAUUACUUGAUUUCCUUGUUGUGUAGGAGAAACAAGAGAACAGUACCAAGUACUAACCGGUUUGCUUGCAUU